AUGUUCAAAACCAAGCUAGAAGUCGACAAACACGUGAACAAUUGCUUGAAGAAAAUCACCAACGACACCGAGAGGAAUCUGCGGUGCUUCUCGUUCGCCAAACUCUACUACAACGUCGGCGACUACGAGCAUGCCUACAGAUACGCCACCUCGUAUUUAUCGGUCAAAUCCAAGUCGGCCGAGGGCCAUCUACUCCUAGGAAAAUCGUUGGAAAAGCUCGGAAAAUACGAGGCCGCCCUGGAAGCUUACCGGAACAGCCUUCAAGCCGAUCCCAAGCAAAACAACUUGGUCCUCAAAGUAUGCGAACUACUAUCGUCCGAUAACAUCGACAUGGACCUAUCGGGCGCUCGGUACUUCUGCGAACUUGCCCAAUCCAUUGCGCCGGACAAUCCUUCGGUGUUCGCUUUGAAAGAAAAACUCAUAUGCAUUGAGCAUGAAAAUCCCACGGAAGUGGCCCGACUGUUGCUCGAGGAACUCGAACGUAGACCGACGGACGUCAGUCUACGAACGCGCCUAUUGAGACACUUUGUUCGCCACAACAUGAUAACGGAGGCCUACAAACACGCUUCCAGCAUAGAAGAUUCGGCCGCGCAUGCGCCGGAUUCGGGCCAAUCACGUUGCGACUUCUUCAACAACCUGAUGUGGUACGAGACCUUCUACGAAGUGCUGUCGAAGUACCGUAAAGCGCGAUCGAGCGAAAUCAACGAGGCGUUUUGGUUGAAGUUUGUGAGCGUGUGCGAACGAGUGGCCGAUUUGAGCCUGCAGGAGUACCGCUUGGGGGAAGGUACCAAAACCAAGGGUGUACCGGAGUACGUGCAAACCGUGUUGAACUUGGACGAGACUCUCAACGAAGCUUACAGGUUCGUUAAUAGCACAUCGAGCGAUAGGAGUGCUACGAAGGUGUUUUUCGAGCAGUACCGCGCCCAAUUGUACUUCCAUUUGGCCACUCUGGUGUACAAACAAGCCAAACGCGAUAUCUUGGAUUUCAAAGAAGCUUCGAACGUUGUAUUGCCGUUGUUGUUCGUCGCUUAUCACACGAAUCCGCCGGAAUCGAACAACCGGUUGUACAAAUUGGCCUGCUACCGAAACUCUCAAACCGGUCACAUUCUGCUGUCGCUGUCGAAAGACGGUAAGUCUUUGUUGCUGGAGAAAGCCGCCCAGUACUCGACCGGUACUUGGAGGGAAAAUUUGUACAAGAAAUUGUUCGGUCGAAGAGACUUAACCGCCAGUUUCUUCCUCAACCAGCUACUGACCGAACCGGUUAAUAAAUUGCCGAUCAUCGACGAUUUGUUGACGUACGAUACGGUCGCGUUAAAGUUAUACCCCGACAGUCUACACCAUUACGUCUGGGUGAUGAUGAACGACAAUGUACCGGUUAACAUACGUUUGGUACCGUUCGACGGUUUACUCUACUCGACCGCUAAUCUAUCGAAUUGCGCCGCCGAAUCGUUGAAUUAUUUGGACGUGUAUUCGUUCGUUUGUUGCGCCACAUUCUGCUCAACGAUCGGUCACUCCAACCGCAGGCUCCUACCGGCUAAUAUCACAGAUAAUCUAGUUACCGUGGAACAAUCGAAAUUCAUGUUGGGCGCCUAUAAAAUGUACCAAAACGACCGAUCGACGGACACAGGCGAUCUACGUAUGUUACUAAUAAAAGGCAUCGAAGUAACACGGUGCAUCGGACAGCACGGUUUGGACGCCAAGCUGUUGGUGUCGCUCGGCGAGUUGUUGGAGGAGCGCGCCAAGAAAUUGGACAAGCGCAGCGAAGUCGAGUUGACGUUGGAUCGAGCAGAAUUGUACUGGUCGACCGGUUUAUCGCUGCUCGAUAGAAUCGUCAACGAGGAAGCCGUAGUGCAUUCGAACAACCGAUUGUUCGCUUACAAAUCGGAUUUAACAUCGCAAGAGGCCCGUUCGAUGAUCAACAAGGGUAAGCUAUUCCUGGCCGUACGAACGUUCGAAAAGAACCGAUUAGAGCAAGCCUUGGCGAUGCUGAAAGAACUGAAAGAUCCGUACGCGAGUUACCACCAAUACGAAAUCUACAAGAAAAUGUCGGAUGCGAAUGCGAACGCCAACACGAAAACCAGCCUGUUAACGCUAGCCCGCGACAGUUUGUACCUGACGUUGGACAGGCUGAGAGAACAACCGUACACGUACAGCCACCCGUUGAACCUCGAACUCGGCACCAAGAUCACCGAAAUCGAACAACAACUCGACCUGACCGGCGUCUACGAUCGCGAGCUCGACCUGAACAUGACCGGCUUGAGCCUGUCGAACGACGCCUAUUCGACGCCCGCUCGUCCCUCCAACAAGCAGGCGUCGUUGCGCGAAGAGUGCCGCCCCAGUCCGGAGCGUCUCGACGCCCAAAUCAGGCAGCUGGCGUGCAGCAAGGACGCCAGCUUCACCAUCGUCAGCGAACAGAAUCGCAUGGUCGUCGACAUGCAAAAGUGCCUGUUGGACAAGCUGAAUCGCGUCAUCGACGAGCUGAAGGACAUCAAGGGCGACGUCGAGGCGCUGAAGGAGCGCGCCAAGACGGAGGCGGGCGCCGCCGGCGUCCACGCCGACGACAUACAGAACAUGAUGGACGUGAUACAGGAAAUCAGGAAGGAUUUGAACGAAGUGAAGAAGAACGACAGCCGCAACAAUCAAUUGAGCGAUGAGGAUUUGUACGUGUUAGAUCCGGAUUACGGGGUCGAUUACAAUUUGUCGGGCAACAUGGCUGGAACUUCAAUGUACGGCAACUUCCCGACGCCCAGGAUGCCCAAUCCCAAUCAUUUGGCCGCCUACGGACAGUCGUUGAUGUAUCCGGGUUUGUAUCCGGGCGGUUUGACCUAUCCGUACGGAGGGCUCAAUUUCGUUCAACCAGGUCCUCUACCGUUCCUGCCCGACCACCAACAACCGCCCCUGUCGACCUCCGCCGCCGCCGCCGCCGCUCCCAGCAACCUGCUCUCUCAACCAAUCGGCCUGAACCAGACGAAAUUCCUGCCGACGGCCGACGUCGCGACGUCGUCGCGCAUCAACCAAAUCGCGGCGCCGCCCGCGCUCUCCCUACCCGCGCCCGCUUCCGUAGCGACGCCCACUACGACGCCGUCGGCGCCGGCGCGCCCGAAUCCGACGACGCCGUUGUUCGGCAAGGGGGCGCCGGUGAACGUGGUGAUCACCACGUCCGAUCCGUUGCCCAACAGGAGCGCCCUCACCGCCCAGCAGCCCGUCCUCAGCGUCACCAUACCGCCGCAGCACGUGAAGAGCAAUUCGGGCAAAGCCGCCGCCGCCGCGACGCCGUCCAAAGGCGACGGUGGUACCGCCGAUGGCGCGGAAAGCGCCGCCGACGGCGAGGAGAACGAGGAGGUGGUGUUCUGCAAGAGAGCCAAGUUGUUCAAUUAUGUCACCGUCGAUGGGAAGAAAGAAUGGAAGGAAAGAGGUACCGGCGAGCUGAAGGUCCUGCGGAACAAGUCCACCGGCAAAUCGAGGAUCCUGAUGCGCAGAGAACGGACGCGCAAGAUAUGCGCCAAUCAUUUCGUGCGCGACGACACGCACCUGGUACGACCCAACAACAGCGAUCUGUCGUUCAUCUGGUUGGCUCACGACUAUUCGGACGGUACCGCCGCCGCCGCCGCGGCGCCGCCUCGACCCGAAACGUUCCACGUCAAAUUCGCCGCCGCCGACGAAGCCACGGCCUUCUACGAUGCCGUCGAAUCGGUCAAAAGUAGUACCGGCAAAAGCGGUACUCGCCCGGUCGAUUCGACCAAAACUAGCGCGAAAGAUGACGCCGAAUCGGCGACUACCAGUACUACUGUUAGUAGUACUAGCAAAUCGAGCAUGGGCGGGUUCGUGUUCACCGGUACGCCGACGUUCAAGCCGAAAGAAUUGGGUAGCGAGGCGCCGACGACGGCCGGCGUCGCCGACGUCGAACCGGCCGGUACCAAAACCGGUACGCCUUUCGUGUCGUUCGUGUUCGGCAAGGCGGUCGACGAGCCCAAAAAGACGUUCGCGCCGUUGGUGAUAGCGAGAGAGAACGACGACGACGGCGGCGACAAGGAGGACAAAGUGGAGGAGUUCGUACCGACGGCGGAAUUCAAGCCGGUGGUACCGUUGCCGGAUAUUGUGGAGGUGAAGACCGGCGAAGAGGGCGCCGAGGUGUUGUUCGAGGCGCGCACCAAGCUGUUUAGGUACGUGACGAACGAGUGGAAAGAACGCGGACUGGGCUGUUUGAAGGUGCUGAAAGACAACGAUUCGAUCAGGUUGCUGAUGAGGCGCGACCAGGUGCACAAGAUUUGCUGCAAUCAUCGGGUACUCAAAGACAUGCCGUUCAAAUUGAAAUCGGACAAUCCGAAGGCGGUGAUGUGGAGCGCCCAGGACUUCUCCGAAGAGGAACUCAAAUUGGAAACGUUCACGGCGCGGUUCAGGAGCGAAGAAAUCGCCGCCGAAUUCAUACGGAUUUUGAGCGACAAUCAGCUCAAACUCGACGAGAACAACUCCUUCGGUACUACCCCCGCAAAAAAUCGUACCGACCGCUUCGAUCGCCGGCAACGCAUCUGCCACUACGGGAGUGAUCGGUACUACUACUACUGCUACUACCACCGUUGUGGGACAGAAAGCGGUACCAUCGUUUUCGGAGGGAUUCGGCGAUUCGUUCAAACCGAAACCCGGCUCGUGGGAGUGCGAGGUUUGUUUGGUACGCAACGACAAUUCGAACGGUACUUGUACGGCCUGCGAGACGCCCAAAGAAGGCGGAAUAAACGCCAGCAAAUCCGUCUUGGGUACGACCAAAAUCGAUUGCAAAUGGAGCUUCGGCGUACCGGCCCAAACCGUCGCCGCCGCGACCCCGUUCGGUACUACCGUCCCCUCGGAAAGUAAAACCAACGAUUUCGGCGACAGGUUCAAGCCGGCAUUCGAUACGUGGGAGUGCGGUACUUGUUUGGUACGCAACGACAAUUCGACGCGAACGUGCACCGCCUGCAAUACGACCAAAGCCGGCGGUA
Molecule: messenger RNA, 4976 nt
Organism: Phyllotreta striolata
Lineage: Eukaryota; Metazoa; Arthropoda; Insecta; Coleoptera; Chrysomelidae
Source: the annotation of a GenBank genome assembly